CCUUCGUGCGGGUCGGUUAGUGUAACGGUGCAAAUUUGGUCCCAGAGGCAAAACUGAAUCCUGGCAUGGCCCAGAAGUAAACAACAACAUUCGCAUAGCCGUUCGGCGAUAAUUAAAUAACAUUUGUGCUUACCCCGCUCGAGUGAGAUUAAAAAGACUAGAGUGAGACUAACUGGUCGAGAAUCGCCAGGGGAUUCCUGGGACGAUAACUGCAAAAAAGUGUAACAGAAUACCAAAAACAAACCAACAGAAUCCCCCGGGUUCAAUGCAUUGCCUGUCGCUGAGGGCAGGGGCAGAUAACCCGCCGAUAACGCGGUUGUGGUUCAGUGGCAAUUUGCAUUGAUGAACUGUGCGCGCCGCUCGUCGUGCAUAACAAAAACCAAUCCGCUCCGCCGAUAAUCAGAGCCCCAGGACCCGAGCCUUCAACAGCUCAGCUCAAUUCAGCUCGACUCCUUCCGAUUAUAUCCUUUGAAGUGCCGGCUCUCGGUGAGCGGUGUGCGGUGUGCCUUGGCUCAGUGUGCAAAGUGUGAAAAAGCGCAAAAUAAAUAUUAAAAGCGAAACGUGCGUGGAUUAGAAAGCAUAACCCAGGGAGCAGAAACCGCAACAACUACAGCUGCCAGCUGGAACAGUUGAGGAGCUGAGCAAUUCCUCCCAAAAGACAUCGCCGCCAGCAGACGGCGUCUGGCGCCGGAACUGUCUAGCGGCAACAGAGGCAACAAAAAAAGCACCAGCAGUAGGAGCAACGAGGAUCCAGCAACACUGAACCAGAUAUUGCGACAACAAACAGAAAUGGCCAGCAAACGGGACGGUUCCGAAGGAGGGACUCGGAGAUACUGCGGAACUGGAGGAGCCCUGCAUGCUACAUUCAAUAUGCUGGCGUUGAGCUGGAUUAUAAUCUCAGAGUUAUUGCUCAGUGCUCAUUGCCUGAAGGAUCUGAAGAUAUUUGUACCGGAGGCAGUCCGCACUGGAAACUCUGCAACAUUGUCUUGUCAAUAUGAUUUGGAACAGGCGGCGCUCUACUCCGUGCGCUGGUACUUCGGCCAGGAGGAGUUCUACCGGUAUAUUCCCCGCGAGGCCAAGCCCACAUUUGUCUUCGCCGUCUCCGGCAUUAAUGUUGAUCUCAGCAAAUCGGAUGCCACAUCCGUUACCCUGAAGAGUGUCACCCGGGAGCUGAGCGGCAUGUAUCAGUGCGAGGUUUCCGAGGAUGCCCCGCUUUUCCACACGGAGAUUCGCUCGGCUCACAUGCAGGUGAUUGAGCUGCCCAAAGAUGAACCGGUGAUGCAAGUGGACAAGAAGGAGAUUGGCGUGAAUGACAACCUAAAAGCGGUGUGCACGGUGGGUCCAUCAUAUCCACCUGCCAAUAUUACCUGGCUAAUCAACGGACGAAAGAUUUACAAGACGCCGCUGCAACGCAUUUCACAUGACACCUACGAAGGCUCCACCACGUACUCCUCGUUGGAUCUCUUGCCGCACAGCCAGGCCCUGCAAGUCUUUUUCCAGGCGCUGCCCAAGUACCAGCACAAUAUAGUGCUCCAGUGUGAUGUCUCCAUCAUGCAGUUAUUGUACAAGAGCGUCCAUCAGCCCAUUAGACUGAGCAACGCGCCGCCGACGACUAUCUCGCCGAAUCUUCUGGGCCUGGAGGGGUCGAAGCGAUAUGCCAACGGCGAUCCGGACAAUUCGGCGCUGACCGGCGCCUCGCAGCGUUGCUGCAUCUGCUGCGGAGCUCUGGGCGCCUUUUCCUUGGCGCUUUUCACGCUGGCGGUGGCCCAGCUGUGACCGCAGCAGGCCCCGUAAGCAGUUCUUGGAGGCCGACGCAGUAGUCGCACUGACAAUGGAGAAACAAACCGCAGGAGCAAUGCGCCAGCAUAAUUGAAAAAUAACAGGCACCUGGCCGUGGAAAAAUAUGAACCAGCCGGCAUGAGAGGCAUAUUUGAUUGCGGAAUAAAAAAACAAAUGCAAGAAUCAAAAAUAAAAAAAAAAAUGAUGGGAGGUGGGAGAUUUGAAAAGGAAAAUUGUUGAUGGCGGCGACCCUGCAGUGUCAACGCCUAGCAUUUUAUAGUUUUUAUUAUUUGCAUGGUUUGCCAAACAAAACAAGCAACUGGGUCGCAGUCCAAAUGUUCAAACAGAAGAUUGUUUUCAAUGCGUUAAUUAAUUUGCCAAGGCUACAUACAAAAUUCGGAUAAUAAAAAAUACAUUUAUAUAUAAGUCAGCCAGAGGACACUGCACUUUUAAAUAUGAUCGGGCAAAGUUCAUGGGAAGGUUAAAAUAAUAAAAGUAAAAAAGAGAUAGUAUAAUUUGAAUACGUAACAAGCAUAAUUGCAUGUUGUGGAUUGGGGCGUGAUGUUGAAUUCUUCAUAUAAAAAACAGAAAAAAAAAUGAAUAUAGAAACCAUAAACUUAAAUAAAUUAACACACGCACUUGCAAACAAACCUUGCAAACCUAAUUGCAUAAAUAAAAACAAAAACAAUUAAUAAGCAUAAGUGACACACAUUUAAUACUAAGUACACCCUACCCUCCAACUACCGCAGCCUAGACACAUAAGUUAUGUAAAUAAUUACUGUAAAGAAUCCAAAAUAAAAAAAAAAUAUUAAUAAAUACAAUUAAAGUCCACACAAAGGCAGCA
Messenger RNA from Drosophila bipectinata, 2623 nucleotides. It is a transcript of the gene beat-VI, whose product is annotated as beaten path VI. The record is from RefSeq and is a predicted model, not a curated record. NCBI's taxonomy places the organism in Eukaryota, Metazoa, Arthropoda, Insecta, Diptera, Drosophilidae.